AUGGCUCCUCCCGACCUUAAUUCUCUGUCACCUUCUCGCACUAUGGCCUCCUCACCCACACAGACGAGAGCCAUCUCGACAGCCAUGUCCUCACCUGACCGACAGGACUCUCCGUCUCCUCGUCUAUCCACAACCUCCCUGGCCGCAGCGGCAUCGCUCAACCUCGCCGACCGGUCGAGACGAUCCUCCGGCAGCCUUGCCCGUGGUGGCUCGCCCCGCCUAGGCCGCAUGCCUUCGGAACGCCGCCGCUCACAGGUUGCCAUGUCGCUUUCCCUCAAUGAUCCGGCGAUCCCCUCGCCUGGAGAGUUGCCUUCUACCGACCGUCGUUCUAGUAUCUCCAAUUCCUACACCUCCAUGUCCCCCGCGACACUAGCAGGUCGGCCAACUGUGGCUACGGGUGAUCCCCACCAUCACUCUCGAACGCCGUCGCUGGGCGAGAUUCACAACGAACUCGAGCAAGAGCAGGAAGCCCAAGUCAACCGCAUGCUACAGAUGAUCCGCGAGCAGCAGCUGCAGCUCGAUGCGCUUCGAGGCACCCAGCAAUCAGCCGGUGACGGAAGACCGUCGGGCCCAACCUCAGCUCUCGCCGAUGACUCAGAGUACGAGGGCUCGCAGAGAGCCUCUCACUCCAACUCGAUCUCAUUUCCAAGCGCGCAUCCUGCUAUUCCGACUGGGCAACCACCUCGUCGACCAUCCCGACACAACUCAUCAGCCGCUCGCUCUCCAGCCCUAACCGCUCACAUUUCCCAUGAGCCUUCAUCGGGCAGCUACUCGGACUGGCCCCCGUCACCGAUAGAGCAUGCUCGCCGCAAUAGCGUUCGAGACGAGUCUGCCUUCUACCAAGCCGAAACGGCGGCCUUAACACGGGAGAACCAGAUGCUCCGCGCACGGAUUCGAGAGCUUGAAAAACAGCUGACUGAAACAAAUGAUUUGCCGGCCAACACUCCCGCAACCCCAAGCAACUUGGUCACUUCUCCUCCUGUUGAAGGUCAGACUGCCGCUGCUGCUGACGAGGAUACGUCCAAACUGUAA
This is a messenger RNA of Cyphellophora europaea CBS 101466, 1032 nucleotides long. RefSeq lists its product as uncharacterized. The transcript has a single exon. The record is from RefSeq and is a predicted model, not a curated record. NCBI's taxonomy places the organism in Eukaryota, Fungi, Ascomycota, Eurotiomycetes, Chaetothyriales, Cyphellophoraceae. The coding region runs from base 1 to 1032 and encodes 343 amino acids.